Sparassis crispa is the source of this 969-nucleotide messenger RNA. RefSeq lists its product as hypothetical. The record is from RefSeq and is a predicted model, not a curated record. The coding region runs from base 1 to 969 and encodes 322 amino acids. Lineage: Eukaryota; Fungi; Basidiomycota; Agaricomycetes; Polyporales; Sparassidaceae. The transcript has 3 exons.
AUGGGAUCUAUUUUAUCUGCGUGCUAUGCCCGCGUCGCGUUCUCACCGACAUGUUGCUCGAAGUCCGCAGUUGGAGCGCAACUUAGAGAUGCGGAAUCUGCCUUCGAUAAUCUUUCAGAGGAGCAACUGAUAUCUUUCCUUGAAAAAUAUGACUUCUUCAACGGCCAGAGGGUCGGGUUACCGCGACCCCUCUCGCCAUCUCCUUUGUGGCGCAUCACAUCAGAUACUGUAGUCAAGCGCCUGUAUGCUCAGACCGCACAGGAGCCAUAUAUCAUGGCACUUGUUGCUUCCUGCACAUCCAUCCCGGUGCCGAAGGUUCGAGGCUAUGUGUCUUGGCAAGGAUCCAUUUGGCUCUUCAUGGAACACGUAGAAGGCGAUGAUCUUGAAAGCUUUUGGCCGUCUCUCAGCAUGUUGCGGAGGCUUAGCAUAGCUUGGACGCUGCGCAGCUACAUACGACAGCUCCGAGCUGUCGCGUUACCUGACCUGAACGCGCCGGGUCCCUUCGACGGCUCCGGAAAGUCUAUACGCUGCAACGGCCAUUGCUUCACAGAGAUCGGUGCUGGCCCAUUCGCAUCGUACGCCGAGAUGUCCGCAUGGUUCGCCAGGAAGCGCUGGAUCGCCGUCGAGCUAGAAUGGCGGAGGGUCCGCCGCGGCGCAUCUUCCGCACCCAACAAGCCCCAUUUCGACGACAGCAUGCCCCUCGUCCUCGUGCAUGGCGAUAUCAGUCUGCGCAACGUCCGCGUGGGCAAAGACGGGGUGAUUUGGCUGCUGGAUUGGGGCUUCGCCGGCGCGUACCCGCCGUGGUUCGAGUACGCGGGUAUCGUGGCGUAUGAUAUCAGCCCAGUGCGGGGUGUCCCACGGUCGUGGCUAUGGCUCGCACUGCUGGUCGCUGGCUGGUAUAAACCACAGCAGUCAUUCAUACAUGAGAUCAGCAUUGCUUUGGCCAACUACCGUAUUGACGGGCCUUAA